GAAUGACACAUCUUUUCUGUGUUUAAAAUGGCAGGUUGGUGUCAAUGAUUCACAUUGAGGAAGCAGAGUUCAGGUUUCUCUGACCCGAAUCGGAGCGGCUCCUAACCCUCAUAAACAAACCUGAGCUGCACAUAAACAUGCAGCUGCAGGAUCGACCUCAGAGACCUGUGAUGUCACAAUCUGCAUCAACAUGCUUCAGUGUAAUCUGUCGAACAUUAAAGAAUUAGUCUGGAUGUCAACAGAACUCUAUUAAAAAUGUUCUUGCUUUUCAGUUUUGUUUCACAUAUCUACCAGUUUUAUAUACAUAUCAUUGCUUUACACAAGUUAAAUACGAAACAUGGUAGCGGCAGCAUCAUGCUGUGGGAAUGAAAACUGGCUGAUUUAAACUACAUGUAGGCCACAAAAUUCUUUGAAUUAAAAUUUAAAAAAUUAGUUUUUUGUGAUUUUUUUAUUUAUUUGCGCAACAAUAUUUAAUCUAAUUUGUGAAUCAUUAAAGAUCCAAGAACAUAAAAACAGCUUCGGACCACUUUUUUCUAUUUUGUUUGCCAAAUUUUUACCAUCCUUGACUCAUGGUCAAGGGACGAACAAAAUCAUUUCAAGGGCCACAAAUGGCCCCCACGCCACACUUUGGACACCCAAGGAAUGGUUUAGAUCAGAGUGACUUACAGGUCAUCCAACAUGACUGAGAUUUUUCUCAAUGUUUCGACCUUUGGAGACAGAAUACAAAUGCAAACCGUACUUUUUAGUUCAUUUUUUAAAUUGAAAAACAGGCUCUAUGUCACAAUUAUGCUAUAGUUUGUGACCAAAAUAAUAAAAAAGUUGGUUUUACAAGGGAAAGUUGAAUAAGUGGGAAAAGCUUCAUGUUUCUGUUGCUAACUUUCAGCUCUGGCUCCAGUGUUGUGGUUUGGACGGCGUCCUUCCAGAUAAGCCAGCGAAUUAACCGUGACACAGCGUCUUCUUCACUCUCUCUUCUCAUCCUUCACAGCCGCAUUCACUCUUCAUCCACAUUUCCUCCAUUUUUACCGUUUCUCCACCAGAAGGCGGUUGAGCUGCCAGCUGAAAUGGGAGAAUGGGACUUACUGGGCCGGCUGCUGGAGAAAGUGCAGAACCACUCCACCGUGAUCGGGAAAAUCUGGCUCACCGUUCUGUUCAUUUUCCGGAUCAUGGUCCUGCAAACCGCUGCUGAAAAGGUUUGGGGCGACGAACAGUCCGACUUCAUCUGUAACACUCAGCAGCCGGGAUGCGAGAACGUCUGCUACGACGUCGCUUUCCCCAUCUCUCACGUCCGCUUCUGGGUCCUUCAGAUCAUCGCCUUGGCAACCCCAAAGCUGCUGUACCUGGGCCAUGUCCUCCACGUGAUUCACCUUGAAAAGAAGAUGAAGGAAAGGAUGGAGAACCAGGCAGAGCUGGACGACAAAGUGCGUCUCUUCCUCAGGAGGGCCGUCAAGGUUCCCAAGUACACAAAAAGCAGUGGGAAGAUCAGCAUCCGCGGUCGCCUCCUCCGCAGUUACGUCCUGCAUCUCAUUGCCAAGAUUGUUCUGGAAGCCUUGUUCAUUGUGGGUCAGUACCUUCUGUAUGGUUUCACCCUUAUGCCCCGGUACGUGUGCUCCCGCUCGCCAUGCCCUCACAAGGUGGACUGCUUCCUGUCCCGACCGACGGAGAAGUCCGUCAUCAUCUGGUUCAUGCUGGUGGCGGCCGUCGUCUCGCUCGCCCUCAGCGUCGCAGAGCUGCUCUACCUGCUCGUGAAGGCGGUGAAGGAAUGCACGGCCAGACGGCAGGACUACACCGUCACCCCGGUGACGCCCCCGAGGUCGAAGAAGAAAGCUUUGCAGAAGCACAGCGAGGUGAUCCAGAACUGUGUCAACCUGGAUCUGGAGCAGCAGGGGAGGAAGUCAGGGAUGAACGGGAUGGUAGGCGCCGUAGACGUGGCGAUGGAGAGCAGCUUUGGGGAGGUCCAGAUCUGAGCCAUGAAUCUGCGUUUUGUUUGCGUCAGCAGAAAGGGACGUCUUGGUGAAGUAAAUAAAGUGGGGAUGGAGUUCACCAUCUUUUUAGACUUAAAUGAGUAAAAAUGAAACGUCAUUAUUUUAAAGGGGACCUAUAGUGCUUCCUUGAACAAGUGGGAAUGGGUCUCUGGGCUGAACCAAACAUGUCUGUUUACAUACACAUCAAAUUUUAGCUUUUUCAGCUCCUUUCAGAAUGAGCUGUUUUUAGGGCUCUGUCUCUUUAAAUCUGCUGCUGGCCACGCCCCCCAUCUGCAAGCAGAGGCGCAACUAUAAAACCGUAGAUCAUCACAUCCUGAGUCCAAACUAAACCCGACAAACAUGCCGGACUUCUACUUGGUUGCUAGGUAACAGGGCUGGGCUCAGCCGGGGUUGCUCGGUAACGGCGAAGCGACUCAAGGUUGUGAUUUAAUAAUUGUAAAGUUUUUGAAACGGCUCAUUUUCCAUACAUCAAAAAACGUAUUGCAAGAAAAUGGCUGUUCUUCUUUUGAAGAACUUUGUUUUCAGAAGCAGUGGAGACCCAAACAGAAGUGAAUUUUUUCAUAAUAGGUCCCUUUUACUACAAAGAUAUUGACAUUUUUUAUCUCAAAUGUAAUUUGAGAUAAAAACACCUUUUUUCUGUCACAAUGUUUUUCCCAGAACUCUUCACAGGGCCUAGUUUUAGAACAAAAUUAUUUUAUUGUUUUAAAAGAGAAGUGAACUGUUUAUUUGCAUCGUUUAAUGUAUUUUUAAUCCAGCUAUACCGAAAAAAAUAUAGUUUCUUUUCUGAAAGAUGAACUUUGCUUGAAUAUUUUAGAUGUUUGCCUUUUUCUUGAAACUUUUUCUGUGAUGAGUUAAAGUUUCCUGAGUUCGUCAGACGUCCAAGAAAAGUUUCUGGUUUUGAUGUAAAUGUCUUUAAUCUGUAUUUUGUUUCUGUUGUUUCCCAUAAUGUGUGCCAGUAUAGUUCAUCAGCACACAUUACUCAUCCUUCGCCCUCUAGUCACGCGGUUCCUCUCUUCAUCCUGGGUCAGCGGUUUUUCUUUGCCACUCAGUUUGGGUGCACAGUUAGUUCUGGAUUCUGUUGCUUGAUAAAGACUUUUACUUCUCUAAACCUCUUGCCUCUAGUGAUGUCGUUUUCAUUUGGUUCUUAUUUCUAUGAAAAGUUAUUUUUUCUAGACAGGAGGGCAUAGAAAGCACACGCUCAUGCAUUUAAAAUUUUCUUCCACAAAACAAAUAUUACACACUGUGAUUAUCUAGUAAUCACUGCGUUGACAUUCAGUGACUCAUAGUAACUCAUACUUGUUGUUUCCUGUUUGACUUUAACAUGAAUUUUGGUGCAGUUUUCUGCACAGCGUUGCUUUCAUGACCCAGCUGCGGCCGGGUUUUGGCCCGGCCUUUGUCUUAGUUUAGAGACGAGUUUAUGGACAACAUAGGUCGUCCAAUCGCCAUGUGAAGUAGAUUUUUCUUUAAUGAGAAAAUGUUUUAUUUGCAUUAUACAGUGUUCUUUUAUGUAUCACACAAAUGUAAUUGUAUCAUAGUCAAGAUGUUUUUCCGUGCAGCUGCAGAGGGUGUACAAACUAACUGAACAAGAUGUGUCUGCUGAAGUUUCCCAGUCUGGGAACUUGCUGAUUUUCCCGUGGCUUUCCCUGCAUGGAGAUAGAGUGUUUAGUUUGCGCAUCCUGUAGACAUGAUAGUGAAAAAGCGUACAAAGUUGAAUUGUUUUUGUUUAUUUGGUCCUUGAAGAUUAAAUCUCCGCCUCUGUGAGCUGAGAGAGGUGAAUAAAGCAACUAUGUAACUGAGUUCGUUAGAGCAGAUUUUGAUUUCCGCCUAAUGCAGUGUGUUUUUGCUCUCUGUCUGUAGAUGUAUUAAAGAUUGUUUUUGCUCCCUGA
Molecule: messenger RNA, 3868 nt
Organism: Poeciliopsis prolifica (blackstripe livebearer)
Lineage: Eukaryota; Metazoa; Chordata; Actinopteri; Cyprinodontiformes; Poeciliidae
Product: gap junction Cx32.7 protein-like
Exons: 4
Coding region: 861-1964 (367 amino acids)
Biological process (GO): cell communication
Cellular component (GO): connexin complex
Source: RefSeq, a predicted model, not a curated record